AUGAGGUUCCUUUGUUCAUUUGUUUUGCCACGUCAUCAGUAUUUGUCCCGAGAAGGAACUUACGGGAAGGUUUACAGACCCAGAGAGAAAACUACUGGAAAGAUCGUCGCUCUCAAGAAGACGCGUCUCCAUGAAGACGAAGAAGGCGUUCCUUCCAUCACUCUCCGCGAGAUCUCCAUCUUACGCAUGCUCGCUCGCGAUCCUCACAUCGUCAGGUUGAUGGAUGUUAAGCAAGGACUGAGCAAAGAUGGCAAAACUGUGCUCUACCUGGUGUUCGAGUACAUGGACACUGACGUCAAGAAGUACAUCAGAAGUUUCCGUCAAACCGGAGACAACAUUCCUCUCCAAAUCAUCAAGAUCUUGAUGUACCAACUCUGCAAAGGAAUCGCGUUCUGCCAUGGACACGGUGUGCUGCACAGAGAUCUUAAGCCUUACAAUCUCUUGAUGGAUCCCAAGACGAUGAGGCUCAAGAUUGCAGAUCUUGGUUUAGCCAGAGCCUUCACUCUCCCUAUGAAGAAGUAUACCCAUGAGAUAGUGACUCUAUGGUAUAGAGCUCCAGAAGUUCUUCUUGGUGCCACUCAUUACUCUACAGCUGUUGAUAUGUGGUCUGUUGGCUGCGUUUUUGCUGAGCUUGUGACCAACCAAGCGAUUCUUGCUGGGGACUCUGAGCUCCAACGUCCUCACCAUCACUCUCACUUAAACUUCUUAAUCAGACUUGAAAAAAUUCUUCGGUAACGUCUUCUUCCGAUUUGUUGCGUAAUCAGCCUUCGACGCUCUCCGUCUGGGUAGAUCGUCGCAGUUCAUUGUUGCUUGGCUUCUCCGUUUAUGGGACUCGGAAAACAUCAAGAAGUAUGAUUGUCUCUCAUCACACUGCAAGAAACUAUAUGAAGUCAAAGAAGGCAAAUAAAAGUUUGAUUUCAAGGUGGUCACCGAGACCGUUCCAAAAUGAGCGUGAUUAUGUCCCGUUGAGCUCUAUGGCUUGGCCAAAGACGAGUCUGAUUACGGAUGAUACACAACAAGCUUCAAGAUAGAUAACAGUGACCUUCGAUAAAGGAGGCAAGCCUACUGUUAGAGUUGCUAGCCUUGGCCACGCGUUGCAUGUCUGGCUCAAUUGAGAAUACCUUGGAUAGUGUCUUAUCUGGAGCAUAGAUUCACAUGUCACACGUAGUGUUUCCAUCUUAGGGUUGAGCUCUGGACCACUUGAUCUCACUGAGAAAAACAAAUGGGGAAACAAGGUGGGUAUUGAAAGCUAGAAGCUCUAUAUUCACACGAGAAAGGGUAGAAGAAGGUUAAGUGGCAGAAAUUCUCAGGAAAAGCAUCAGGACUUACCUGGUAUCAGGCAUACUUUGAUGCGCCAGGGGUUUAGUAAUAUUAAGUUUUCUUUUUCCAUCUGAAGAAGAUUCUUUAACGAACCAAGGAAAAUAAAUAAACAUUAUAGACUGCAUACUGGGAAAGUUGAUAACUCUGAAACAUCACAUGAGUGGUGCUAUAUCUCAUGCUCCAAGAGCUCCUGGAAACUGCAGCGUGGGCUUUCAUCUUUAGUGUGUGGAUCAUAU
Molecule: messenger RNA, 1556 nt
Organism: Brassica rapa (field mustard)
Lineage: Eukaryota; Viridiplantae; Streptophyta; Magnoliopsida; Brassicales; Brassicaceae
Product: cyclin-dependent kinase B2-1-like
Biological process (GO): regulation of G2/M transition of mitotic cell cycle; regulation of gene expression; G1/S transition of mitotic cell cycle
Cellular component (GO): nucleus; cytoplasm; cyclin-dependent protein kinase holoenzyme complex
Molecular function (GO): cyclin-dependent protein serine/threonine kinase activity; ATP binding; cyclin binding
Source: RefSeq, a predicted model, not a curated record